Carassius auratus (goldfish) is the source of this 1846-nucleotide messenger RNA. Its product is annotated as tripartite motif-containing protein 16-like. The transcript has 7 exons. Gene Ontology annotation, molecular function: zinc ion binding; protein binding. Bases 58 to 1695 code for a protein of 545 amino acids. The record is from RefSeq and is a predicted model, not a curated record. NCBI's taxonomy places the organism in Eukaryota, Metazoa, Chordata, Actinopteri, Cypriniformes, Cyprinidae.
GAAACUGAAGUGUAGUUGAGCUGUUGUGUGUUUGUGUCUCUGUAUUCAAGCAGUAAAAUGGCAGAAGCCAGAUUUUCUCAGGAUGAGUUCUUGUGUCCAGUGUGUCUGGAUCUGCUGAAGGAUCCAGUGGCUAUUCCCUGUGGACACAGUUACUGUAAGAUCUGUAUUACAGACUGCUGGGAUCAGGAGGAUCAGAUGAGAGUCUACAGCUGUCCUCAGUGCAGACAGACCUUCAGUCCAAGACCUGCUUUAGCUAGAAACACCAUGCUGGCUGAAGUGGUGGAGAAACUGAAGAAGAUCAGACUCUCUGAUGACUGUUACGCUGGAGCUGGAGAUGUGCAGUGUGACGUCUGUACUGGAAGAAAAUACAGAGCCGUCAAGUCCUGUCUGGUGUGUCUGAACUCUUACUGUCAGAAUCACCUCGAGCAACAUGAGAGCUUAUUUAGAGGAAAGAGACACAAUCUGACUGAAGCCACUGGACGACUGCAGGAGAUGAUCUGCCAGAAACAUGAGAAGAUCCUCGAGGUUUUCUGUCGCACUGAUCAGAAAUGUAUAUGUGUGCUGUGUACGAUUAUUGAACAUAAAAACCACGACAUUGUAUCAGCUGCAGCACAGAGGACAGAGAAACAGAAGCAGCUGAUGGAGACUCAGAAGACGCUCCAGCAGAGAAUCCAGCAGAGAGAGAAAGAUCUCCAGCAGCUGAGAGAGACUGUGGAGUCUCAUAAGCGCUCUGCACAGACAGCAGUGGAGGACAGUGAGAGGAUCUUUACUGAGCUCAUCCGCUCCAUUGAGAGAAGCCGCUCUGAGCUGAUACGACUGAUCAGAGAUCAGGAAAAGACUGCAGUGAGUCGAGCUGAAGAACGACUGGAGCGACUGGAGCAGGAGAUCAAUGAUCUGAGGAGGAGAGACGCUGAGCUGGAGCAGCUUUCACACACACAGGAUCACAUCCAGUUCCUGCAGAGUUUACAGUCUCUCUCAGCACCUUCUGAAUCUACAGAUGUAAAUGAUGAUCUCUUCAGUUCUCUCUUCUCGUCUGAUGAUCUGAGAGAAUCUGUCCAUCAGCUGAGAGACAAACUGGAGGAUUUCUGCAAAGAGCAGCUCAAGAAGAUCUCAGACAGAGUAGAGGUCCUUUCUAGAAUUCGGCCAAUAGUGGAACCUCGGAUUCAGGAGAAGCAGUAUUCCCAUCAGUUCACUCUGGAUCUGAACACAGUGAAUAAACUCCUCCAUCUGUCUGAGAACAACAGAGUGAUUACUAAUACUGGCAGAGAUCAGUCGUAUCCUGAUCAUCCAGACAGAUUUGAUGAUGUGUAUCAGGUGUUGUGUAGAGAGAGUGUGUGUGGACGCUGUUACUGGGAGAUUGAGUGGAGUGGAAGUGUUCGUAUAUCAGUGUCAUAUAAGAGCAUCAGCAGGAAGGGACGGGGUAAUGAGUGUUGGUUUGGAUCUAAUGAUCAGUCCUGGAGUUUGUUCUGCUCUUCAUCCAGAUACUCAUUCAGACACAAUAAGAUAAAUACUUCUCUCUCUGUGAAGUCCAUCAGCAGGAGAACAGGAGUGUUUGUGGAUCACAGAGAAGGAACUCUGUCCUUCUUCAGCGUCUCUGACAAAAUGAGCCUCAUCCACACAGUACAGACCACAUUCACUCAGAUGCUCUAUCCUGGGUUUUGGAUUAAUCCUGGAUCAUCAGUGAAACUGUGUUGAUGAAUCAGAAUAGACUGACGAGAGAUUCUACCCAUAAUGCUUUGAGCUGCAUGAUGAAUCAGUAACAGUCAGAUGUUAUAGAGUCUCUUCUUCUUUUCUCUUCAUGACAUUAAUACUUCUGUCAGUGAAAUAACAGUCAGAUUAAAUGUAU